Hemisphaericaspora subhashii is the source of this 1089-nucleotide messenger RNA. Its product is annotated as polyubiquitin-binding protein. The transcript has a single exon. Gene Ontology annotation, cellular component: VCP-NPL4-UFD1 AAA ATPase complex. NCBI's taxonomy places the organism in Eukaryota, Fungi, Ascomycota, Pichiomycetes, Serinales, Debaryomycetaceae. The record is from RefSeq and is a predicted model, not a curated record. The coding region runs from base 1 to 1089 and encodes 362 amino acids. Gene Ontology annotation, molecular function: polyubiquitin modification-dependent protein binding.
AUGUUCUCAGGAUUCGGCUCUAAUAUGUUCAGUGGAGGGACAUUCCAAUCCUCCAACAAAUUUGAAGAAUACUUCAGAUGUUAUCCAAUUGCCAUGAUGCCUGAUUUGAUCAGAAAAGAUGAUGCCAAUUUCGGAGGCAAGAUAUUCUUGCCACCUUCAGCCUUGAAUAAGUUAACAAUGUUACAUAUAAGAUAUCCUAUGUUAUUUGAGAUUCGUAAUGAAUCUAAAGAUCUAAUGACUCAUAGUGGUGUGUUGGAAUUUGUUGCCGAAGAAGGUAGGGUAUAUAUACCGCAAUGGAUGAUGAGUACAUUACAAUUAAACCCGGGGUCUUUGGUUAAGAUCGCCAAUUGUGAUUUGAGCUUGGGGAAAUUUGUUAAGAUUGAACCUCAAUCGGUUGAUUUCUUGGAUAUUAGUGAUCCUAAAGCUGUUUUGGAAAAUGUGUUGAGGAAAUUCUCAACCUUGACUGUUAAUGAUGUGAUUGAAGUUAAUUAUAAUGAUUCCAUAUAUGGUAUAAAAGUUUUAGAAGUCAAACCUGAAAGUUCCAAUCAAGGUAUUUGUGUUGUGGAAACCGAUUUGGAAACGGAUUUUGCUCCUCCAGUAGGAUACGUGGAACCAGAAUACAAACCCACCCAGGUAAAUAAACCUUCGUCUGCAACACCAAUAGAUCCAUCAAGUGUUAGCAGAGCAGCGGGUGCUGCCACUAUGGCCAAGUCUAUAAAUUACGCAAAUAUAGUUGCAGAAGCCUCUCAGGCAAAUACUCAUAGGUUUGGAGGAUCGGGUCAGAAAUUAAGUGGGAAAGCUAUAGAAGAAACACAAACUAAAAAUUAUAAUAUCGAAGAGUUGGAUCCAGAUGCACCACCAGCUCCAUUGCAAUUACCUUCUAACCAAUUAUUCUUUGGAUUUCCAGUAGUAUUGCCUACCCAAGAAGAAAUGGACGGAGAAGGUGCAGAUAAAGAAGCUAAAAAAGGAGCAGUAUUUGGUGGGGCUGGACAAUCAUUGAGGCAAAGUAAGAAGAGAAAAGAUAAGACUAGCAAUUAUCCACCGUUAAAAAAUCACUCGAGAAGUCCUGAUUAUAUUGAAAUAGAUUAA